Kwoniella shivajii is the source of this 4068-nucleotide messenger RNA. RefSeq lists its product as uncharacterized. Lineage: Eukaryota; Fungi; Basidiomycota; Tremellomycetes; Tremellales; Cryptococcaceae. Gene Ontology annotation, biological process: transmembrane transport. The record is from RefSeq and is a predicted model, not a curated record. The transcript has 6 exons. The coding region runs from base 1 to 4068 and encodes 1355 amino acids. Gene Ontology annotation, cellular component: membrane.
AUGUUCGGCUUUUUACCCAUACUUUUAUUAACAGCCAGCUAUGCUCUGGGUACACCUCUCAAACCAACAUUCACAUCUUGUCUAUCCUCUUACUCGCCAAUUGCAGCUGGCCAGGACCGUCUGAAUGUCACCGACAUUUAUGCGGAGAUCUUACCGGGAGAUGAAGCGAAAAGGCUAGGUUUAACGGGAGAUGGUCAUAGGGUCUUGAGGAUAGAUUUGGUCGGCGUAGUUGGAUCGGAAGUUACGGGUUACGAUAAUGUAACGAACAAGUUGGCUACUCUAUUCACAGAUACGAAAGCUGCGAGUUUCAAUGUAUACCAAUCGACUUCAUGGCUAUGUAAUUCCCUCUUCCCUCCUGAAUUACCCACGCCUUAUUAUCCCUAUAAUACAACUUAUUGUCCAUUACCAGCCGGUAAUUUCGCUAUCAACAUAACAGUACCUCUGUACAAAUCAUACGCCUUAACAACAUUACAAACUGAAGUGAGAAUAGUAGAUACCUCGUUGAAUGCGGCAAAUUUAGCUUGUAUUGAUAUUCAGGUUUCGCCUUACAAUAGGAAAGGAUGGUAUUAUAAGUUAUUUUUAUGGUUACCUGUAUCAAUAGCGAUUGGAUUUUGGAUUGUUAGUUGGGGAGCAAGGUUCAUCACUGGUUGGAUAGUGGGAAGUGGCGUAGCUGAAUAUGAUCAAAAGGAGAAAAAUGCACUCAAAAUCGCAGGAACUAAUGGUCCUAAUAGAAGAGAAGUGAGAUUGAGGAAAUGGGGUACCAUGAUCAUUAGUGGUCUGAGUGGUGAGAGAUUGAGCGUUAGUGGUGGACUAUUAAGAUUUGUGACACCUUCUCUCAAGGAUAUCAUGUUUCAUAUCCAAUUCUGUACGAUGUUGGGUAUGAUAGCUGUGAAUUGGCCGGGAUUCGCUUAUCCGAUAUUUGCCAGAGGAGCAUGGGCAGAUCUUGUGUGGAACACAACCCUCGUUCAAGGAUCGGACUUGGAUACCAAGCGGAUCAACACUUAUCCUGCCAACUACACUCCGCCUACAGCCUUCGCAACCCAGAUGAAUGACGCUCAGUAUCCCUUGUAUCUCGAUUCAUCCACUUUCAACCCCUUGUUUGACAAUCACGAUUCUGCUCAUGGUAUAGCAUCCUUCGCUACCGCAGUUGGUCUUCGACCUCAAGAUCUCUUCGGCACUUGUUUGGCUAUCUUCUUACUCCUCACAGCUGCAGUAUUUAUAAUCAGUAUCUUCGUCUGGGCCCUGCAUGCUCUCUUCGAAUACCUCUCGAUAGGUCCACCAAAACAGCAAGGAAGUCCUGGGCCUAAAAGAUCUAGUUUAGGCAGUAGUCCUCGAGGUAGUUUGGGUGCUAAAGAAGCUUAUGAUCCUCGGAACACGCUCUGGUCGGAUGGUCCAAACACUCUGCCCACCAGAGCUUCGCUUGCACAACAAGCAAAGGCGUCUGCCGCGUCUCCCUUAAGGCGGAUCUGGCUGAGAUUCAAGUUCAAAGGGGAGGCAGGUGCUUUCCACGCUGCUGCCUUGUAUGGUAACCUUAUUCGAUUGAUCCUCAUCUUCCAUCUGCCGAUAACCAUAUUCUCAAUAUAUCAACUUAUCGUGGGCGGUCGAGCAAGUAUCGUGUCUCGAGUAUUCGCGGCUUUGGCUUUCGUGUUCAUCUCCGUCACAAUACCUGCCUACAUUUUAUAUCGAAUCUCAAGAGCACCCAGCGGCAAACUGUACGAUGCAACAAGAACGCUUUUGUCUUUGGGACCGAUGUAUAAUAUAUAUGUUGAGAGCAAGCAGAUGUACCGCGCUGUUCCUCUUACCGCAAGUCUGAUUGUUGGAAUAGUCGUGGGAGCUGGGCAGAAAAGUGGAAUUGUUCAAGCGGUCAUUAUUAUAUUGGUAGAGUUAGCUAUGCUGAUAAUACCUGGAGUCUGGUAUCCUUGGGGAGAAGGUGCAAGCAUGGGAGCUUCCAAUGCUUUUUUAGGACUAAUACGUCUGUGUACAGCAGUUUUGGUCAUGCUACUCAGUUCAACAGUUGCUCUGAAUACCUCUGCAAACGACUGGAUCACUUACGCCAUCUUGAUCCUCCAAGCAAUCGCAUUUGUGUUUUUCCUUCUUAUGCUCAUCACGAAGCUUAUCGAGGGGGCAAUCCGAGUGUUCGGUACACUCCAUUUCGACGAAUCGACUCAUCCCCUUGAUGGAGGUAUUUUCGCUGCUAUCAUGGAUCUCGAUUGCUUGAACGGUGUCAGAGGUGGCAAAGCCGCAGCCAGAAAGAGGAGGAAGAGGGGUUCAAAGCAAUUGCAAAGAAACGUUUCUGCUGCAGGAUCGUUGACUACUCAAAUGAUGUUGGAUAGGCAUUCUCAAGGUGUAACUAGACCUCCUGUCACUUCGGAAGGGACCACACCAUUCUUAUCUCCUGGAUAUCCAGCUUUCUCAAUGCAAGAUCGUCAAGGUUACUUCCCAGGCUACGUCCCACCUCUUGGACCACCGCCACCUGAACAAGAAAGAUUGAGCUCAGAAUCAAGAUCAGCUGAAGGCGGUGGCGAUAACAUAAUGGAUGCCUGGAGACCUUCUCCUGUAGUCAGUGGAUAUGCUGCUCCAGGGGCUUAUGUUCCUUCGGCUACUUCACCUGUGCAAGGACUUUACCCGCCAUCAAAUGACUUAAAUCGACAGAGUGGCUCGGCUCCCUCGAGGAGUUUCUCAGUCAUCAAAGGUGGAAGAGCAGAUUUUCAAAAUCCUUAUGAUGUUUUAGCUGGGUCCAGUCCUUCUCGAGUCUCACCUACGACUGUCGAUCCAAGUGCAGCACCUCCUCAAGUUCGGGUUGCGCAAGUCUCUCAUAGGCCAAUGUCACCACCUCAUAACCGCCAGCAAUCGUCUUCGGCCGUCAUUGAAUUGGCUACUCCUAUCGGAUCACCUAACUUAUCACCACAAUCGAGACAUACGCCUCUAGGCGCAGGCGGAUCAUCUCGUCAAUCACAACAAGGCAUACGACCGAACAAUGAAGGCUUACGACCUCCAGCAUUAGCUAUACCUAAAAGAAGGUCUUUGAAUGACCUCAAGAAUGAUCCAUCUCCAGAUAGUCAGUAUUCCACUUCAACGCGCAAAAAACAUAAGAGAGGUAAAUCUGCAGGAUGGUUUGCACGCGCGAAUGGUAAAUCACCUAUAUCAGAUGAAUCCGAGGAAGAAACAGAUGAUGAGCCUGGACCGUCAAGGCGUAAAGCUAAACAAAAUAGAUCAUCGAAGACACCUGUAAACCAAGAACACAGAGAACCAUUACCGUUUGAACCAGUACCUUUAAGUCCGGAAUUAGAACAGGAGAAAUCCAACGGAUUUAGAUUCUUCACUCUGGGAAGAAAGAAACGAGUUGAUGACGAGUUUACCGCGCAAGCGAGAGAUGAGAAUAAAGCUAGAAAAGCUGCAUUGGCCGCUGAAUCAGGUGCUUUAUUAGCUGGUGUCGAAGCUCCUACCACCUCACCUUCGUCCAACAAAGCUUUUGUAGUGAAGCGUCCAGGUCCAAUAACGAUGUCUUCAUUAACCUCACAAACGCAAUCUUCUUCACCAUCAAAUUAUGCGCAAGCAUCAUCGACUUUCAAAGUUAAAAGAACAAAUCAACCUGUUCCCACACCAUCACCGCAAUAUAUCCACGGUAAUCCAUACGAAAAUGUAAAUGAGAAUGGGAAUUAUGUAGCAUCAGUUCAUCCAAGUCCCAACCCUGGCACUUCGAGUGGAUUCACAAGUGUCAAUGUCACUCCAGGAAGCAUCAGUAAUAAAUCGAACAACGGCGUUGAAGGUAAUAAUUCGACCAAAGGUUUCAAAGUAUUAAGACCUCCUAAAUUCGGUAAUUCUUCACCUCAAACUCCGCAAACUUCAUCAAUACCCUCGAGUGCCUCACGAUCGCAGUCAAACACUCCUCCUUCUGGGGAUAUAGGUUAUCCGCCAACUGCUUUUGUUCCUAUAUCCUCCACUACUUCAUUAUCGCAACCACAAGGUCAGUCAAAAGUGAGUAACGAGAAUUCGAAACCAGGAGGAUUGGGGCCCGCAAGACCAACUAGAGAUCCAAGAAGGUUAAGUGGGGAGAUGAAGCGAUAA